Messenger RNA from Danaus chrysippus (African queen), 882 nucleotides. The record is from the annotation of a GenBank genome assembly. Lineage: Eukaryota; Metazoa; Arthropoda; Insecta; Lepidoptera; Nymphalidae.
AUGACUGUUCGACCACUACCAACAGCUUUGGCUGAAAAAGCCCGAAAAGAAUUAAAUGAAGAUCCCGAAUUAAUCGAUGAAAAAAUUCAACAAUUCAAACAAUGGAUCUUAAGUCAAAAACAUUUGAAAGCCAGGACAGAUGAUCAAUGGCUUUUGGCCUUUUUACGUGGUUGUAAAUAUAGAAUGGAGCAGGCAAAGUCCAAAAUUGACUUGUAUUAUUCACUGAGGAGCACUGCGCCAUAUCUGUAUAGUGUUAAGUUCAAUGAAUCCAAACUAAUAGAUCUUUUGAAUUUGGGAUCUGUAGUAAUAUUACCGAAGACUCUAAAUCCGGCAGAACCCAGGAUUAUAUUUUACAGAUUAGGAAGAUUUGAUCCUAAAGAAUAUCACAUUAUAGAUGUAUUGUGUCUUUUAUCGUUUAUGGAGCAGAUAUGUUUUAUGGAAGACGAUACUUUUGUUGUGGCUGGAACAAUUCACGUGUUGGACUUCGCGGGUACUAAAUUUGGUCAUUACACCCAAACAUCAUUUACCCAUUUACGGCAUAUAGGAGUAGCUAGACAGGACGCUGUCCCUAUUCGUAUAAAGAGAAUACAUUUUUUAAACACUCCGUACUUUUUUGAGACAUUUUUUAAAGUCGCUAAAAUGAUUCUUAGCGAGAAGAAUAAGCAAAGGAUUCUUUUCCACAGUAAAAGUGCUUUGCAUGAUUACUUUCCCAAGGAGGUCAUACCUGAGGAAUAUGGAGGAACCGGAGACAGUUUUCGGCAAUGUGUAGAUUAUUGGAAGAAUAAGAUAAGGGAGUAUAACUCGUUUUUUGAAGAGGACCUCAAAUAUGGCAGUGAUGAAUCUAAACGGCUCACGAAGAAUGAAUCAAUAGAGUUUGAUUGA